Xiphias gladius (swordfish) is the source of this 835-nucleotide messenger RNA. RefSeq names its product V-set domain containing T cell activation inhibitor 1 (gene vtcn1). NCBI's taxonomy places the organism in Eukaryota, Metazoa, Chordata, Actinopteri, Istiophoriformes, Xiphiidae. The coding region runs from base 1 to 822 and encodes 273 amino acids. The transcript is spliced from 5 exons. The record is from RefSeq and is a predicted model, not a curated record.
AUGGCUACACUCGGGCAGAUCAUCUUCUGCAGCAUGAUGACCCUCAUCGUCGUAAUCUCGGCCUUCAUCAUCCUCAUCUUAGCCGUGACCUUCUCAAGGCGCUCGUCUGAGGUGAUGAGCAGCAACACGGCGCCCGUCGCCAACCUCGGCGAGGACCAGCUUCUCAGCUGCUUUCUCCGCACAGAGAGCGAACAGGCCAGGGUCGGCCAGGUGGCGGUCACCUGGGUGAAGAACGACCCCGAGAGACUUGUUUACCGCUAUGAGGAUGGAGCUCCGGAUCUUGGGGACCAGGACUCCCAGUUCAGGGGGAGAGCUCAGGUCUUCCCUGGUGCGUUAGUCGCAGGCAACGCCUCCCUGCUGAUGAGGAACGUGAGAAGAAGUGAUGAGGGGGAGUACACCUGCAGCAUCAGCUCCUCUGAGGGCGGAGGGAAGGUCAACAUGCGUGUCAGGACCGCAGCCUUUUCAGCCCCCGCGCUCACAUUCUCGGAUGGUGUCCUGGCUGCUGAGGCGAGCAGGUGGUUCCCUAAACCGAAUGUGACUUGGCUGAACCGCGACGGAGACGUGCUGCGGGGAAGCACGAACUUCUCACAGAGCUCCGGCGGGAUAUACAGUGUUGUCAGCGCGCUGCGUCUAGUCAACGCCAGCGGCUCCUACACCUGCAGGAUUGGAAACGACCUGGUGACCUCGGUCUCUCAGGCAACCGUGACAGGCUCUGGGGUCCUGGAGAACACGUACUUCACCUACGCCGCCACUUCGUCCCUGCAGGAGUCAGCUCCCCUCAGCAUUACGACCAGUCUCCUCUGCGUCUGUUACCUGGCCUAGUUAUGCACAGGCC